Molecule: messenger RNA, 1072 nt
Organism: Thlaspi arvense
Lineage: Eukaryota; Viridiplantae; Streptophyta; Magnoliopsida; Brassicales; Brassicaceae
Source: the annotation of a GenBank genome assembly
UCCAGUGAGUCAGAUUUGAAGCUGACGAUUUGGUGGUCGAGGGCUUGGGCAUGCAGGAUUGCUGCACGAAGUGCCAGAGCUUCUGCAAUUAGUGGCGAUGCGACGAAAAGUUCUGAUCCCAUUCCUGUCUGUUGGGGAGUCGUUGGAUCACCGAAAUGCCACCCAAACCCCCCUUUUUGGAGAUCCGCCAUCCAAGCUGCAUCAGUGUGGCAGUCGACAGAGUUCCACGGAGGAUUUGGUAUAUCUCAGGGUCGGGUGUUGACUACGGGGGUAACCUUCUUCUUGCUUAGGUUUGCCUCCUGCCAAUCUCGAGCCGCCUUUAUCCCUUUUGCAAUGACCUCUUGCACCGAGACUACUCGAUUUUCGAAGAUGAAGAGGUUACAGGCGUUCCAAAUCUGCCAGCAUAGCCAGGGAAACAGCGGUCCGAGGCCGACUCCAGCCGGUGGAAGGCAGAUGAGACGUUUUCCCGUUGCCAGUCCCUCGAGGAAAGUGCCAACGGCGUUAACAUCCAUCGUUGUCGCGAAGGGUGAUAGCUGCCAUACCGAUCUCGCGAAGGCACAAUGGAGAAAGAGAACAAUCUGUGUGCUUCGAGCCAAACAGCCGCCCCUUCCAAGUGUCCUCUCCUUACCCACUGCUCCUCUCCAUUUUCCUCUUCUCCAUUAUCUUCCCAAUUUCUCUGGCUCAAAGCCUAUCUCUUCUGAACACUCCACCGCUUCCUUCUCUCUUGCUUUUUCCUCCCUCUCUCUGGUCUGGUUUGGAUCUGUCAGAGAGAUCUGCUUUAAUCUCAAUUUCAUUCUGAAGUGGGGAUGGAGAGAGGACAACUUGAUGGAUAUCCGUAAGGGUAAACGCGAGGAGAUUGAUGAAGAAUAGUCGUGAUGCUGGCCAGAUGUUGAGUGACAAUGACUUUCUUUGUUAAUCAUGAAACCAUAUAAUGUUAUACUAUUUUUCAUGAUUUGUGAUUAUACUAUGUAAUUUAUGUGAUUAAUGUAAUGGUAGUUUACUCUGUAGUUUACAUUAGACUUAAAAAUAUCAUUGACAAAUAAUUUAUAGCAAGUAAUUUAUAGCUUUAAUA